GUGUUUUUCUUAUUGAGCGAUCGAUACGAGCAGCGGAGAAAUUAACGCGUUUCUCAUACUCGUUUCACUUAUAAACUUCAAUUCCCAUCAUGCCAAUCGGCGGAUCACGACGACAACGAUGCUUGAACAUACAAAGCACCAGGUAAACAAGUCUGAUCGAGCUGCUGUAGUGAUGCACAGUAACAGCGACUUCAAAGCGUUUCGCUCAUUACAGAAUAAUGGGGGUUUCAUAACCAAGACGCAAAGUCUCACGGUGCGUGUGCGCGCUCACAAAUGGGACAUUUUGGGGCACAGCUGAGAGCUUCAAAACUGCGCCUGUACACUUCAUAGUGUUUAAUGCGAUGGGACCUAUCCUGCAGGAACGAACUGCGUCUGCGACACUGAUGGUGCCAGGCAAGGAGAAGGUUAGAAUGAAAAAUGCAGAAAACACUGGGAUUGUUGCCAGCAAUAAUAAGAGAGGAGGAAACGUGAACCAGAAUAAGAAACCUCUUAAAAAAACAGUGCCCUUGCAUCCAGGGCAAGAGAAGGAUCCUCUGCCCAAAGCUGAAAUUGUCCAAAAUGGCAUUAAACCAAAGAAAGCUAAGAGUCCGACUGGUGGCACUUGCAAGUUGCGUGGCACUCUUAUCCAGUCUUAUAAAGUAAUCUAUUACUGUUUCAAUGUGAGAAACCACUGGAAACAACUCAGUGUAACACAGGGCGAAUCAGACCUGAGGCCUCCACGUCCCAAACUCUCUUGUACCGAGCGUGGACAGGAGAGGCAGAAAAUCCAGCUAGAGCCUCAGUGCUGUAAAGAGAUGGUACAGAGCCACGUGGCCUUGGAGAAGAGCCGUCGUGCUCUAUCGCUGCCCUUGGCUCCUCAGCCAGUGCUGCAGCAGUUCACCCUGCAGAAACAAGUCCCAGACUUAGACUCACUCCGUCUCCUGGAGCACAAGGAGGAUGACACGGACAGCGCCAGCGACCUGUCCGACUCCGAGCGACUCCCUGUGCUGCCUUCCCCCUGCACUCCUCCUCAGCUCAACCUCCGAGCCGAGGUGAUCGACUCCAUGGACCUGCAUCCUCACAUACCUGGACCCAGGUCGGUGGAGAACGAUGAAGUUAGGUACAGCUACCCAGACUUCCUGCCUCCUCCGUUCAAUACCUGGAGCCUGAGGCAGCUCGCCAUCUUCCUCAACACUGAGGGUAAGCGGGCUCCCCGGCCGAAACCCGUAGGGCAGCUAGAGAAGUAUUUAGAGCGCCUCCUUCAACUUGAGUGGCACCAGAUCCAAACAACACAGGCUGAGAGCGGACGGCACAUCGUUCCCAUCAUCCGAUCAAGAGGUCCUGCUGCCAGUAUCCUAGCGAACGGCAACCGGCCUAGGCCUCAUACUGCUCCUCCGACACGCCUCAGCUCCCCGAAAAGCUUUCGGCAGGGUCAAAGGGCCUUCUUCUCUUCAAUGGCCAGCCCAUCAUCCACCCAGCUUUCUCGCCCCGUCUGCCCUCACUGCCACAUCCGCUAUCCGCUCUGCAAUGGCACCUGCUCUUCGUACGUCUACCAGCGGCAUUCCCGUCUCAGCCCCCUGCUAGAGCGCAAAGCUCCCCUGGCCAACACCCAAAAGAGGAGCAGCAGCGAAAGCCGGGCUUCCACCUCCGAAAACCGCACCACUUCGAAAAACCAGCAACCAGUCAGUCCUCAGGCAGCAAAGGCUCACCAGAAGCACAUGCAGGCCGUGGGAAACGUGCGCAGGGCAUCCCAUGAACUUAACGCAAAUGGCAAAUCCCAUUCUUCGGUCAGGAAAGGAAAGACUGCGAGUUCAAACGAGGUGGACAAACAGAAAGAUCCACCUGGAGCAAAAUGUGGAGGGGUUGAUAGGCGGGAUCCUGUGGGUAUGAAACGCGAAGGUCGUGGUCCUGGGAAGAAAAUGGUUAAGGAUGGUCCGAAAGCCGAAACGGGUGAAGCACGAUUAAGGUCUGGCACUAAAAGAACGGUCACCGAUGGCUGCGAUGCAAAAGUGACGUCAGCUACCAAAACUAUUGGCAAAGUGAAAAAUGCUCAAUAUGCCAAGUAGUUAGUGCAGCUUUCACGCAAUUUUCAGUUGCCUCAAAAACAUUUUCAUUUUGCAUACUGUAAAGAAGAGCUAAUUAAAACCAUAAUAUUAUCCCAGUAUGCAGUUAACUGUAGUUGUUAGUGAAAAGGAUACAAGUGCCAUCACAUUGGCAAAAUUCUGGCAAAAUUUCAAGGAAAAAAAAAAAGGUUCAUUGUCUAUUGUCAAUAA
This is a messenger RNA of Onychostoma macrolepis, 2252 nucleotides long. It is a transcript of the gene fam217ba, whose product is annotated as family with sequence similarity 217 member Ba. NCBI's taxonomy places the organism in Eukaryota, Metazoa, Chordata, Actinopteri, Cypriniformes, Cyprinidae. The record is from RefSeq and is a predicted model, not a curated record. The transcript has 6 exons. Bases 342 to 2045 code for a protein of 567 amino acids.